AUGGAAAUGAACCACCUCAUAGGUCAGCGUUUCAACCUGAUCUCGAAAAGUGAUAUUCGCUAUGUCGGUACUCUCCACGAAAUCAACCCAGAAGCUUCCACGAUAGCUCUUGAGAAUGUCAUGUCAUUCGGCUCAGAAGGGCGCCGUGGCAACCCCGCUGAAGAAGUGCCCCCCCUCCACCAGAGCCCGCACCGCAAGAAGCACCUCGGGUACCAGAAGACCCUGCCAUUCUCGGGGGCGCGCAACGACCUGUUCCUGGCCAAGGGCCUGACCCGGGACCUGCUCCACAGAAUCUUCCUCCCCAGGGCCCUCCCCAGCUGCCGCAGGGAGCCGGUCCUACUCCUCCCGGUUACCCCCCGCAGCACCAAUUCCAGCAAGGUUUCUACCCUCCCUACGGACAGCGAUUUGGACCACCUCCUCCAUUCCCUCCCGGUCCUGGUUUUCCGCCGUAUGGUGCUCCGCCCGGAUGGUACCCCCCCUCCAGGCCAUGGAUUCCCUCCUGGGCCCGGUCAAUUCCAGCCCCCGAUGCCCAUUGGCCCUGGUCAACAACCUGGACCUCAACAGCCUGGCCCUCAGCAACCUGGACCUCAGCGCCCGGGACCUCCCGGUGCCCCACCGGCACCUAAGCCUACCUCCGAACUCCCGAACGCCCCCACUCCUCCAAUCGAGUCCAAGCCCACUGUAUCUGAAGCUUUGCAAGGCCCUGCCAGUUCUGCUCCUCUGGCUGCUGUCCCUCAAAAGAAUGGCCGAGUCAUGCCAGCUAUUCCGAUCGCGGCCCCAAAGCCUGCUCCUACGGCCGCCCACAUUCCUAGCGCCCCUCGGGGAAAUAACCAGUCUAUCACCGAUGCCACUGCCGCCGCCACUGCUGCCGUUGCUGCGGCCAUGGCCAAGUUGCCGCAGCCUGGUGCUCAAAAGCAAGCUGGACAGCCCGAAGGUGCAGUGGACGCGCUUACGCAGCAGAUGAACAACAUGCGCCCUUAUGACAACACCCGUCCUGCCCGAGGCGGUCACCACCACCCUCGUGGUGGUCGCGGCGGUGCUCGUCCUCAGCACCAGGCCAAAAAAAUCGAAGUCCCCCAAUCGGAUUACGAUUUCCAAACGGCGAACGCCAAGUUCAACAAGCAGGAUUUGGUGAAGGAGGCCAUUGCCACUGGAGUGCCUGUUGCUGAAGCCGAGGCCCAUGCAGCGGAGGAGGCAGAAUCCAUGGAAUCCUUGUCAAACGCCGGCGUGGUUGCCAACCAUGGCUACAACCGUGGUUCUUCCUUCUUCGACAAUAUCUCGAGUGAGGCUCGCGAUCGCGAGGAAAACACCACUCGUGUCGGAGGUCGUGAAUGGCGCGGCGAGGAGGAGAAACGCAAUAUGGAAACCUUCGGACAGGGCAGCGUUGACGGCUACCGCCCCAACUACCGCGGUCGUGGCCGCGGCCGCGGCUAUGGCCGUGGUCGAGGUGGUUACAGUCGUGGCUACGGCCGGGGUCGGGGUGGCCGGGUCCCCUCGGAGUCCACUGGUGUUCCAUCCCAGGGUUGA
Penicillium mononematosum is the source of this 1527-nucleotide messenger RNA. RefSeq lists its product as uncharacterized. The transcript has 6 exons. Gene Ontology annotation, cellular component: P-body. The coding region runs from base 1 to 1527 and encodes 508 amino acids. Gene Ontology annotation, molecular function: mRNA binding. Gene Ontology annotation, biological process: cytoplasmic stress granule assembly; P-body assembly. NCBI's taxonomy places the organism in Eukaryota, Fungi, Ascomycota, Eurotiomycetes, Eurotiales, Aspergillaceae. The record is from RefSeq and is a predicted model, not a curated record.